CGUCCUACUGUCUCGUCAUCGUCAACGAUUCUCGAAGUUCGAACAGCUCCUCAAAGAUUUGUGUUCACUUCCUCUCAAUCUCUCAUUGCUAUUUCCACAUCUCUCCUGUUGACACUUCAUUCUGCUUCUGCUUCAAACAAAAACACAACGAAUCAAAGAUAUGUCGAUCAUCCCCAGCAUCUUCGGUGGCCGACGAUCUAAUAUCUUCGAUCCCUUUUCUAUGGAUUUGUGGGAUCCAUUCCAUGACUUCAGCUUCGCCACUGCUCUCAGCAUUCCUCAAUUCUCGUCCGAAACAGCAACUUUCGCCAAUGCCCGCAUCGAUUGGAAGGAGACCCCAGAAGCCCAUGUCUUCAAAGCCGACCUUCCUGGGCUCAAGAAGGAAGAAGUGAAAGUUGAACUGGAAGAAGGCAGGGUCUUACAUAUCAGUGGAGAGCGCAACAGAGAACACGAAGAGAAGAACGAUAAGUGGCACCGCGUCGAACGCAGCAGCGGCAAGUUCCUUCGUCGGUUCAGGCUGCCGGAGAAUGCCAAGGUGGACCAAGUGAAGGCGGCUAUGGAAAACGGAGUUCUCACUGUAACUAUCCCCAAGGAAGUGGUUAAAAAGCCCGAAGUCAAGGCUAUUGAAAUCUCUGGAUAGAAUAAAUACUGUAAUGCUCCCAUCUGCUGAUGAAUGCGUCGUCAGUUAAAAUGUAGUACGAGAUGGGAUGAUAUGGCUUUUUCUGUAUAUGACUUGUUUGAUGUACUGUGGAACCAAAUUAGCCAUUCAGAAAGACUUGCUUUUGUAAAACCUCGUUUUUUGAUGUAAUGAAAAAAUGGCAUGUAAGGCUUUUCAAUUUUAUGAAAUUUGAAAUCCUUUGUGGUUGUUUCAAUUCAA
Molecule: messenger RNA, 874 nt
Organism: Nelumbo nucifera (sacred lotus)
Lineage: Eukaryota; Viridiplantae; Streptophyta; Magnoliopsida; Proteales; Nelumbonaceae
Product: 17.8 kDa class I heat shock protein-like
Source: RefSeq, a predicted model, not a curated record